GCAACGGCAGAGAGUAAGAACAGGAGAGAGAGAGAGGCCAAUAAUUCGAGCAGCGAUUCGUGAGACUUGAGAGAGAGAGACCUCAGACCUGGAUCCAACCCAAGGUGGAGGCUCUGAACUACAAGACUCAACCGACCGUGCCCGUAUCUCAGCUCAUCGUCGACCUCUGCCCUCCUUGCCUUCUUGCUUUCUUACCCUUUUCUUCUAUCCUGAGAUUGUGUUGGAACACGCUGUCGUGGCAGCCAGGCCAGACAGUGGAAAGGCCGUCCUUUUCGUCCUUUUCGUUCCUCAGUGAGCCCCCCACUGCAUUCAAGAGGAUCAUCAGGCUCGAGCGAUCCCCGGCCGAAGAAGCUUUUGUAGUGACUCACGAACGACGGGCGCCUUACCUGAGACUUUCCACGGUAGAGACACGCCAGAAGAGACCGCACUGACUUUCUCGCGGCGGUUCAUCGCUGGUCCACGACCUCCGAUAUACGAGCGAAGGAUCGAAAGUCCGUCAUUCACCUCAAGCCCAGGCUGCCUGCCUGCGUGGCUUCGACUCGUUCCUUUUCCAUCUUCUACCUUUCCAUCCAUUCCACCCGUGUUCGUCGUCGUUGUUCCAAGUUCAGGCUUGAGCUAGUAGUAAUAGUAGUAGUACUCCUAUUAGGAUUACUACCUCCUCCCAUCAUAUCAGCUCACCAACUUAUUCAAUAGCUGGACGACCUCGGAAAGAAAGAGCCACGACGAAAAGAGUGAUUGUGAACUUUCGAUAGCCUCGACACAUUUAAGAAGUAUAUUGCCCUUGUAACGUGAACGGUUCCAUUUUCAAGAAGAGUCCUUGAAUAUCCGAGCUCUAAGGCUUGAAUACGCCCUCUCUGCCCCUCAGUGGCCGCCUUCGGCCUUUUGAUUGGUGGGUACCCGUGCGGGGAUCUACGGUUUUAUGACGGUCCCAGCCGUCCCGUGUACUCCCACCAUCGGAGAAAGCGCCAGUAAGGCCAAUAAGAUGGAAUUUCGCAAUGUCGUGUUCAACGCGGCUCGCGACGGCAAACUUCGUAGACUCAAGGUCUUCCUCGAUCAUAGACCCAAAGACGAGGUCAAGCAGCUAGUGUCUGCCAAGACCAACGGAGCCACCCCUCUGGUUUUAGCUUGUCGUAAUGGCCACAAAGACGUUGUUGAAUAUCUUGUGGAUAGGUGCCAUGCCAAUGUGGAACAACCCGGAUCUGUGACGUUCGACGGAGAAACAAUUGAAGGGGCACCGCCCCUCUGGUGUGCUGCAGCUGCCGGUCACAGUGCCAUUGUUCGCUUGCUCACUGACCAGGGAGCCAAUGUGAACUCAACCACGAAAACCAAUUCCACCCCACUUCGAGCGGCUUGUUUUGAUGGACAUUUUGAAAUUGUUCAGUAUCUCAUCCUCAGAGGCGCAGAUAUCGAAGUCGCCAAUCGACAUGGCCACACUUGCCUCAUGAUCGCUUGCUAUAAGGGUCACCUCAAAAUCGCCAAAUAUCUUAUUGCCAUCGGUGCAGACGUCAACCGAAAAUCUGUCAAAGGCAACACUGCCCUGCAUGAUUGUGCAGAAUCCGGGUCUCUGGAGAUCAUGAAACUUCUCUUGGCUAGUGGAGCUCGUAUGGACGUGGAUGCCUAUGGCAUGACUCCCUUGUUGGCAGCCUCCGUGACAGGACAUAUGCAUAUUGUGGAAUUCCUCAUCUCAAAGACAGACUUGGUCACACGGAAAGCACGAAUUGAUGCCCUUGAAUUGCUAGGAGCCACCUUUGUGGACAAAAAACGUGAUAUGCUCGGAUCAUACAAGUUGUGGAAACAAGCCAUGGAAGAAAGAGUUAUCAAUGGAGAGCUUGUAUACCCAAAACAAGUGAUAGCUUCCCCAAUCUCGGCCUACGAAAACACAGUGGAAGUGGCCUCCUUAGAUCAGCUCAUGGAUAUUAUUUCUGACCCAGACGCCAUGCGAAUGCAAGCCCUUCUCGUUCGUGAGCGCAUCCUUGGUCCCGCCCAUCCCGACACAUCCUAUUACAUCCGGUACCGAGGCGCCGUCUACGCAGAUAUGGGCCAUUUUGAGCGAUGUAUCACUUUAUGGAUGUAUGCCCUAGACAUGCAGCAGAAGAUGCUGGAGCCCCUGUGUCCAAUGACUCAGAGCUCUCUCCUCAGUUUUGCAGAGCUCUUCAGCUUUAUGAUGAGUGAGAACCGUACUCGUUCCAACGCUGGCAAUGAUCGAUCUCCGGUCAACUUUUGUGAUAUCAUGACCGUUUUCAACAAAGCCGUUGAAGAGGUACGAAUGGGUCAGCUCAAUGUGAGAAAAAACCCUUUGAACUCAAUUAGCGGCGAUCGUGAUAUUACUUACUUUAACCGAACACUCAUCAUCAUUCUUCAUCUCAUCUGUUUGCUCACGAAACUCAUGCCACACCUCAAUGAUGAACAAGUACACCAGGUCAAAGAGUCCGUUUAUCACUUCCUCAAGCUCAAUCCCCGAGGAAGGAAUGGCAACACUCCCUUACAUCUGGCCUGCGCCCGUGAUAGCUCUUCCGUAGGUCGAUAUCCCAUCUGUCAGUUCCCUUCAUUAGACGCAGUGCAACUCCUGUUAGAAUGCGGUGCGGAUCCCAACUCAAAAGACAAUGAUUCCAAUACAUCCUUGCAUGUAGCCGCCCAGAACAAACCGGCCAAACCACUCCUCGUGCAGACCCUGCUAGAUGCUGGAGUUCAUCUUGAUGCUGUGAAUUCUGAUGGAAGGACCUUCGAGUCCUUGCUAAAGGGCCAGUCCAUACACGAGGUGAUAAACCCUAUGCGCUUCACGAAACUCCAAUGUCUUGCAGCACAAGUGAUAAAGCGUGAGGGCAUCAAUUACUCAGAGGCAUUAUUUCCACAAUUGGAACGUUUCGUGGACAUGCACUGACCUUGCUCCCUGUCCAGCCAAACCAACCGACACCGAUCCGAUGACAUGAAACACCUCGAAAUGAACGAAACGGGAACAUCUUAGGGCAUUAAUCCAUAGUUUAUCAGCACCAAGCAAGAAACACGAUGAAAUAUUUCUUCUUGAAACGCAGGAGCUGACGAUCCAUUGAAAAGAUAUCACAAUUAACGAGUGUUUCAUUGGAAUGAACUCUAUCGGCCGGCACCUUCUUUUUAAGUAUUGACGAACCUUGACUUAGGGUCAAUGAUAACAAGGGGGUGUCGCUAGACGAUGACUGUAAGAGAAAGAAAAGUCAUCGCAGUGGUUUGACUAUGGCUCUCACGAGCACUUGGAAAAACCAACCAGACCCGUCUGAUAUUUUGAGACGCCGUCAUCCGCGUUGGGGUAAAUAACUCUAGACAUAACUCUAACCAUGUACACUCUGAGAUCUGAGAUAUUUAUGCACGACUAUAUUUUAUAACGUGCUUUUCAAGAUUUGCAACAACUAAUCAGUGCUUCGUUGUCAACGAAGAAAAAUAUUUUCUUAUCCGAGAGGUGAUGGCACUCCAUGACGCGAGUCUUAUUGGUCCUCAAGAUAUCAACUACACAUCAAUCCAUCCAUUCAACAACGUAUAAACUUUACACAUUAGCGUGUUCGAUUCCUGGAACCUCAAAUUGAAAUGGUAUUGUCGUGGGAUAAUAAAUACUCUAUGGAACAGA
This is a messenger RNA of Tigriopus californicus, 3598 nucleotides long. RefSeq names its product protein fem-1 homolog C-like. Lineage: Eukaryota; Metazoa; Arthropoda; Copepoda; Harpacticoida; Harpacticidae. Gene Ontology annotation, molecular function: protein binding. The record is from RefSeq and is a predicted model, not a curated record.